AAAAGAAGAACGUUACCUUUUCGAUGAAUUUCCCGAAAUUAAAGUAAGCUUGUCUCCUACAUUUAUUUCACAUUUUAUACACGUCAUAUUCAACAGUUUGUUAGUUUUUCUUGGGUGUUUUUAUUGAAUUUUUUCAUGGGUAUCGAUAAAAGAAAAUCCCAAGCUGCUGCAACCGCCUAUGCCCUGCGCAAAGAGGACCGCUUCUUUGAGAUGCGACUAAACAUCAACGACGAACAGAAAGCUGACAUAAGAGAGGCGUUCCACAUCUUUGACGAUGACGGGGAUGGUGUAGUUGACAUGGAAGGCCUGAAAGUGACUUUCAGAGCGCUGGGCUUCGACGUGAAAAAGUCCGACUUGAAGAAAUGGGUCUUGGAAGUGAACCCAAAUGCCAAUUGGAAGGAUGAGAAGAUCCCUUACCAAUAUUUCAUGGAGAUAAUUGAAAGAAAAAUGUGCGAGUAUGAUUCUAGAGAAGACGAAAUAAAAAUGUUCCGUAUUCUUGACCAUCAAGACCGAGGUAAAAUCACUUUCACUGAUCUGAAGAGAGCAGUUAAUAUCUUGAACUUGGACGUGAAUGACGAAGAGAUUAUGGAGAUGCUGGAAAUGGGUAGAAGUGUUUCUGGAAAGAACGAAGUUAAUUUGGACGACUAUAUCAUUGCUAUGAGAAGAAGCCCAGUAUAAAGUAUAAAUAUAUCAUCUUUAUUUUGUAGUUUUGUAAACAUUUUUCAGUGAAUAAAGGAAAUUUCACGAAAGAAA
This is a messenger RNA of Harmonia axyridis, 753 nucleotides long. Its product is annotated as caltractin-like. Lineage: Eukaryota; Metazoa; Arthropoda; Insecta; Coleoptera; Coccinellidae. The transcript has 3 exons. The record is from RefSeq and is a predicted model, not a curated record. Gene Ontology annotation, molecular function: calcium ion binding. The coding region runs from base 136 to 678 and encodes 180 amino acids. Gene Ontology annotation, cellular component: cytoplasm.